Messenger RNA from Sphaeramia orbicularis (orbiculate cardinalfish), 1906 nucleotides. Its product is annotated as transcription factor 4-like. Lineage: Eukaryota; Metazoa; Chordata; Actinopteri; Kurtiformes; Apogonidae. The transcript is spliced from 12 exons. Gene Ontology annotation, cellular component: chromatin; transcription regulator complex. The coding region runs from base 95 to 1546 and encodes 483 amino acids. Gene Ontology annotation, molecular function: DNA-binding transcription factor activity, RNA polymerase II-specific; protein dimerization activity; RNA polymerase II cis-regulatory region sequence-specific DNA binding. The record is from RefSeq and is a predicted model, not a curated record. Gene Ontology annotation, biological process: regulation of transcription by RNA polymerase II.
CGCCCCGUCCGCCAGCACCGCCGACUACAACAGGGACUCGCCGGGGUACCCGUCCUCCAAACCCCCCAGCGCUGGAUUCCCCAGCUCCUUCUUCAUGCCAGAUGGUCACCAUAGCGCCGACCCCUGGAGUAGCAGUAGUAGCAGUAUGAGCCAGCAGGGUUACCACGGCAGCAUGCUGGGGGGCGGGAACUCGGCCCACGGCCCCGCCCAGAGCUCCUCCUACUGCGGGAUCCACCCCCACGACAGAUUGAGCUACCCGUCACACUCGUCAGCUGACAUCAGCUCCAGCCUACCGCCCAUGUCCAGCUUCCACAGAGGGGGAGGGGCCGGGGGUGGGGGCGGGGCCAGUCACUACAGCACCGCCUCCUGCACCGCCCCCACCAACGGCACAGACAGCAUCAUGGGUAAGACAUCCAAUCGGGCGCAGGGUGGGGCGGCGGCCAGCAGUUCUCAGACCGGUGACGCUUUGGGAAAAGCCCUGGCCUCGAUUUACUCUCCAGAUCACACCAACAACAGCUUCUCGUCCAAUCCCUCCACUCCGGUCGGAUCCCCGCCCUCACUCACAGCUCCUAGUUCAGCUGUCUGGUCCAGGAACGGUGGUCAGGGAGCGUCAUCACCGAACUACGAGGCUCCGCUGCAUUCACUGCAGAGUCGUAUCGAAGACCGCCUGGAGCGUCUGGACGACGCCAUCCAUGUACUGCGGAGUCACGCCGUGGGGCCGUCGACGGCGAUGAGCAGCGGACACGGCGACAUGCACAACCUCAUCGGAGCGGCGCACACGCACAACGGCGCCAUGGGAGCGCUGGGCGGCGGCUACGGGACGGGACUGCUAUCGGCCAAUAGACACUCACUCAUGGUGGGCUCCCACAGAGAGGACAGCGGCGGUGUGGGCGGGCUUCGCAGUGGACACUCGAUGGCGGGUCAGGUGUCGGUUCCUCAGCUCCCGGUCCAGUCGGCCACAUCACCGGACCUGAACCAGUCCGACCCCUACCGCGCUCUGUCCGGGGGUCUCCAGGGUCAGAGCACCUCCUCCGUCAGCUCCGACAUCAAAUCUGAGGACGAAGGAGACGAGAACCUCCUGCAGGAGUCGAAGCCUCUGGAACCGAAGAGCGAAGACGUGGACGGGAAGGAGCUGAAAGCAUUAGAGAGGUCAAGAUCUAGCAACAAUGACGACGAGGACCUGUCACCAGAGCAGAAGAUGGAGCGUGAGCGCGAGCGGAGGAUGGCCAACAACGCCCGCGAGCGUCUGCGCGUGCGCGACAUCAACGAGGCGUUCAAGGAACUGGGCAGGAUGGUCCAGCUGCACCUGAAGAGCGACAAACCCCAGACCAAGUUACUGAUCCUGCACCAGGCCGUGGCCGUCAUCCUGAGCCUGGAGCAGCAGGUCCGAGAACGGAACCUGAACCCGAAGGCGGCCUGUCUGAAGCGGCGUGAGGAGGAGAAGGUGACGGUGACGUCGGACGGGACUCCGCUGUCGUUGGCCGCCGCCCACCACGCCGCCGCCGCCGCCAUGGGCGACGGCUCCACCCCCAUGGGACAAAUGUAAAACGCAGCAUCAUCAUCUCCUCCCCCUGAAUGGUCGAAGGUGCCGGAGUUCAUCAAGAUGAUGAGCGACCACUUCCUCUGACGACCUUCCCUCCGAAAACCCGACACACGAUCAACCCCCGUCGUCGCUUCAGCCCGACCAAUCAGAUCCUCCGGAACUUCAGCCUGACCAAUCAGAUCAGCCUCUCUCUCUCUCGUCCGUCGUGUCCGAUCCUCCUCUUCGCCUUCGUCUCCUCCUUCUGUCGAGAAACACGAACUGCAGAGUCGCGUCGGCCGCUUCGUUUCCAGCCGAAGCGAAACGGGACGCGGACGUUUCAUCGGCCGAUCGGCGGCGCUUUGUGGAGUUUGACGUGAAGUCUUU